AUGACGAAGUCGAGACAUAUGUCUAAAAGUACUAGUCUUAUAAGUAACACUGAUUAUAGUCUUCAACUGAAUCGAUGGUUCCUCAAACCAAUUGGUAUAUGGUCACAAAUAAACGGCUCAAGCAAGAUACUCGUAUUGUUACACAUUUUUAUUUGCGUGAUCGUGGUGGCAUGUAUAAUGAUACCAUGCGCACUAUUUGUGUUAUUCGAGGAUGCCAACAUCAAACUAAAGCUGGGCGCCGUUGCUCCGUUGAUUCACAGGGUUAUGGGUUCGGUAAAUUAUUACGUGCUUUUGAGACGCAGUGGCGACAUUCGUAAAUUAAUACAACACAUGGAAGCAGAUUGGGAAAUCAUAAAUAGAAUCGAAGAUCGCAAAGUAAUGUUGCAAUACGCCAAGUUCGGUCGUUUCGUCGCUGGGAUCUGUGGGGCGAUUAUGUAUGGCAGUACAUUACUGUUUAGCAUAGCCAAGGUGAUGAAGACUGUACCUGUCACUAUUGGCAACGAGACCUUUAGGAUGCACCCGAUGACGUGUCCGGUUUAUAGCAAGAUCGUCGACACGAGAUUUAGCCCUGCGAAUGAAAUCGCAUUGGUUGUGCAGUUUAUGUCAACAUUUGUAGUGAGUUCAUCUACGAUCGGUGGUUGCAGCCUGGCUGCCGUCUUCGCAAUGCAUGCCUGUGGUCAACUGAACGUGCUAUACACGUUGUUACAUAAACUUGUAGAAAAUCAGAAGGGAAAUCACGUAGCCGAAAGAAAAAUGACCGUUAUCGUGGAGCAUCAUCUCAGAGUAUUGAGUUUUAUAGCACGCGUGGAAAGUAUAAUGAAUAAGAUCUCUCUUGCGGAAUUGAUGGGAUGUACGAUAUGCAUGUGCUUAAUGGGAUAUUACCUUCUUUUGGCUUUGGAAGAUUUCGAUGCAACGAAAAUAACAUCUUAUAUUAAUGUAUAUUUAUCGAUGGCGUUCAAUAUUUUUAUAUAUUGCUAUAUUGGAGAAAUUAUUACAGAACAGUGUAAACAUGUCGGGGAAAUGGCAUAUAUGACCGAUUGGUAUAAUCUACAUCACAAAACUGCACGUGGUCUUAUUUUAAUAAUUGCACGAUCAAAUAACGUGAUGAAGAUCACUGCAGGAAAAUUAUUUCAUUUAUCUGUCGCAACUUUUGGCGAUGUAAUUAGAACUUCCAUGAUAUAUUUAAAUCUUUUACGAACAUUAACUAUGUGAAACAUAACAGGUUCAGGAAUGUGUAAAAUAUAUUUUAUACGGAAUAAGGAAUGGAGGAUAAAUAUGUCCUCUAAAUCAAGAUAAAUAAGAUUAAUUAUUACAUUCGAAUGACACAGAAUUGUUAGCCAUUAAAUUAUUUUCAAAGGUUUAUGCAAUAUAAAUUUCUAAAUUUUAUCACAUAAUUCUGGGGAGGGAAAGGUAUUAAUGUUC
Temnothorax curvispinosus is the source of this 1422-nucleotide messenger RNA. RefSeq names its product odorant receptor 4-like. Gene Ontology annotation, molecular function: olfactory receptor activity; odorant binding. Gene Ontology annotation, cellular component: plasma membrane. The record is from RefSeq and is a predicted model, not a curated record. The coding region runs from base 1 to 1212 and encodes 403 amino acids. The transcript has 5 exons. Lineage: Eukaryota; Metazoa; Arthropoda; Insecta; Hymenoptera; Formicidae. Gene Ontology annotation, biological process: sensory perception of smell; detection of chemical stimulus involved in sensory perception of smell.